AUGGAUGUCAUAACAUUCCUUUACAUGCUCCUGCAAAGCCUCAUCCAGUACCUGCUUCCCGUGGGCGAUGUUUUGGAUGAGGAGACACAUUGGCGCAUGGAGCUGCGUGCAAAGCGCUUGGAGAGGAAGAGGAUUCGGCUGGAGUGGGAGGUGGAGCGGCUGGCUCUGAGACAGAGUGGAAGGGCCUGGGGAGACGGGCUCUGGUCAGCCUUGCAGCAAUGGCAGGCCUGGGCUGUUGCUGGGCUUCUCGUCCUUCUCUUGGGACUAUAUUUUUUCUGGAGUAAAAGGACCAAUGAGACAGAGAACAGUAGCGAGGGUGAUGAAGAAGACCGUACCCGUGACAGUGAUCUGAGAUGGAUUCUAGAGCACAUAGAGUGGCCUGUACAGGACCUGCAGGCAGGCUGUGAGUGGACAACUGGCCUCAUGGACAAUUAUACAGUUUAUUUUGGACAUGUCCUAUCAAACAGUUUCUACCCAGUCCUGCAACGAGCCAUCGGGGUGGGCAGUGCCUUUGAAGGUUGGAGUCCCCGUGAGCAGGAUGUUGUGUAUCGUGUGCUCAUACCCAUGACUCCUCCCCGAGGCCACAGCUUCCACCUGGAGCUGGACUCUGCAGGGCAGAGGCACGUGAGGAACUUCCGUGUCCGCGUGCAGCUGGAGUGCACCUGCAUGAGGGAGCAGCAGGGUGAGAACAUGCUCUGCUUCCUGCACCACCCCCAGGAGGAGCUGAGGAGCAAUCAGGAUCCCAGCCUCCUAGACACCCUGUGCACUGACUCCUACCUCGACGUGCACAAAACUGCCCGCUGGUUCUACCAACUGGUGCGAGCAAUCUGGCCAGCUUUGCCUCAGUCACACAAUUGGCAUUUAACGCUGCUGCCCUCCACACGCUCCUGCCAAUUCAAAGUGACCAAUGUAGAAGCAAACUUCAGGAUUGAGAUGCUGUUUGGGGUGCGGAGAUGUGACUCAGACAUCUUUGUGAGCAGCCAGCCAGGAUACGCUGGAACCCCUAGUACUCUGUGGACUGAGACCUAUGAUGUAGCAGAGAUGAAGUUCUUCGAGCUCAUCUCCAGGCAGGCCCCUCCUGACAGCUUGCACCUGAGAUGCCUGCAGCUCUUCACCCGUCUUCAGCUGGGCUUCGGUUUUUCCACCUACGUGGUGAAGACCAUUGUCAUGCACCUCUUGAACACCAUCCCCGUGUCACAAUGGCGCAGGUGGUAUUUUUUGCAGCGCCUGGGGGAUAUCAAUGAGAACCUGCACUGCUGCUUGGAGGAGAAAUGCCUUAACCACUUUGUCAUAGGUAACAAGAGAUUUCCUCAGGAAAUUAGCUUGCCCUUGGAUGUUGCAUCAGCUGAGCCACCCAAUCUCUUCCAUCACCUGGCACAGUAUCCAACUGCCCACUCCCAGGCGAUGAGCGAGUACCAGGACUUUCAGCAUCGGCUCACAAGUGUGCUGCUCAAUGGCCACUGA
Messenger RNA from Hirundo rustica (Barn swallow), 1464 nucleotides. RefSeq names its product inositol 1,4,5-trisphosphate receptor-interacting protein-like 1. Lineage: Eukaryota; Metazoa; Chordata; Aves; Passeriformes; Hirundinidae. The transcript has a single exon. The coding region runs from base 1 to 1464 and encodes 487 amino acids. The record is from RefSeq and is a predicted model, not a curated record. Gene Ontology annotation, cellular component: membrane.